AAUGAUUCUCUAAGUUAAUUACACACAGUUUUUAGUUUUUUUAUUAAAGAAAAAGAUUGUGAUGAAACAACAAAUUACACAACCUCAAAAGUCACGUCUAGACGUCGAAACCAGUUCAUUAAUUUGUCUUACUUUUAAGAAUAUCAAUUCUUUUUACGCUAUUUCUACUCUACAAUUUAAACAUUGGGAAACCAUGGCUUUGGUCUCGUAUGACUAUGAAAGUGGCAGUGAAGAAGAAGAACAAGAAGAACCCUCAACUUCUUCGGAAGUUAUAAUCAAUAGCACAAAAGUUAAUAACAGUGAAGCAAAUGAAGACACAACGGAACUACCAGAAAUAUUGUCACACCUUCCUCAGACUAAAACCACAACACCCACAGUUAACGUGACGGAGGAUAAACUGGAAGAUUUUAUCCCGAAAUAUGAACCCCCUCCCAAAGAAAAUAAGAAAACUCAAAAAGUGAAAAUAACCAUUCCGAAACUAUCAGAGUUCGAAGAGGAAGAAGAGGAGGAACCACAGCGCAAGAAAACGAAAACCGUUUCGAAAAGCAGUGGCUUGUUAUCCAUGCUGCCCCCAGUUAAAGGUUCCCCACUCUCAACUAAAAGUUUCGUACCAAAUGUCCUAAAAAACAAACCUCCGGUCACCCAAAAAUCGAAAGCCAACAGUUUAGUGCCACACGCAGUUAAGAAAAAGGCAGAAAUGGCCAAAAAAGCCGCAAUUAAGAAAAUAACAAAAGGUUCAAGCAGUGAUGCCGAAAGCGACGACGAUAUUGAAGUCCCUGAGACGUUCGACGACGAAAUGUGGCAGAAGGUCUGUGGACGAAACACUAAACCCAAGCCGCCUCCAGUCGUUAACGUGGAGGAAGUUGCGCCUCCGGUGAUAAACAUCGCACCUGAGCCGGUGAAACCGUACGAUGGUUUGGAUAAUGCGGCGUUUAAAGAGCUGGUAGGAAAGGCCAAACGGCCGGUUAAUAUCAAGCUUGUGGACAUUAAUGAGGAGGAGAUUUUGCCCGACAAGGAAAUCUGGAUGACUAAGUCAUUAACCGAUCCAGAUAGCGCCCCUAAACCGGUGGUUGAGGAACCGGUGGACCCCACAAGGAAGAAGAAACACCACAUUACUUAUCUGGCAGAACAGGCGAAAUUGAACGAACAGGAGUUCCAAAGUCAAUGGUCUGCUAGUAAAUAUGCGCGAAAUCAAACACGGGCCAAAUACGGUUUUUAAAAGUGUGUAUAAUAUAUUAAUUAAAAAAAUAACUGGUGGAGAACUUGUUAUGCAACGUUUUGUCUGUUAACCACCACUCAUCAGGCUAAAGAAAAAAUUAAACAUCGACAUUUUAACAGUAAAA
This is a messenger RNA of Tribolium castaneum (red flour beetle), 1343 nucleotides long. RefSeq lists its product as uncharacterized. NCBI's taxonomy places the organism in Eukaryota, Metazoa, Arthropoda, Insecta, Coleoptera, Tenebrionidae. Bases 62 to 1219 code for a protein of 385 amino acids. The transcript is spliced from 2 exons. Gene Ontology annotation, cellular component: nucleus. The record is from RefSeq and is a predicted model, not a curated record.